AUGUCGAUUCAAAGGAUCGAUAUUAAGAUUGGUAACGCAGGUGAAAGCUACAUUUACAUUGACCCCAGAGUCGGGCACGAAAUAAGAUCUGCAAUUGUCCGCUCCACCGCGCCAAAUCUCUUGCAUGACUAUGAACCCAUUCACUUCAAUUUAAUCACGAAUCCUUCCACUUUUCACAUCGUAAGUAUAGUCAAAAACUUACUAUUCCUUCGAGUCGGUAUUCCUCAGAACCUUGGCCACUCUUCGAACGGUGUUAGUCCUGCAACACUUUGGCUCUCCGGGCAUAUGUACCCGAUUACCUUGAACGGAUCACCAGACGAGGCAUUUGAAAGAAUGUCCACCGAGACAGGGGCCAAGCUGAAGGGUGCGCUGGAUAAGUUGAAGGAUAACUGA
Fusarium proliferatum ET1 is the source of this 393-nucleotide messenger RNA. RefSeq lists its product as uncharacterized. NCBI's taxonomy places the organism in Eukaryota, Fungi, Ascomycota, Sordariomycetes, Hypocreales, Nectriaceae. The transcript is spliced from 4 exons. The record is from RefSeq and is a predicted model, not a curated record. Bases 1 to 393 code for a protein of 130 amino acids.